CUGCACCACCACCAUCCUCGAGACCGCCGUGGUUGCGUCCGGCUCUCAGAGCCAGCUCACCCUCGCGCUGCCGUUGACGAGUAGUCCAAGCCCGACUGGAAAUGAUGCAGAAAAGCUUGUCGUGUGGGGGGCCGCUAGUGCUCCGCGCUUGAUGCCUGGGAGAGCAGUCGUUGCAUCGUAAGUACGAGCGGGGCGAUGUGUCUCUCAGCCAAGAUCCCGGGAGGUGUUAGGGUCUCUUGACCUGCGGAUACGCUACGUAGUCGAUACUGUACGUUGAUUAUGCUACGAGCCGUGAAUCGAUUUGUCGGAGACCGUGUCAUCCAUGAGCGCGAACGCCAAGCUCGUGCGUUCCGGCCUGUGUUUUCGAUCAUGGGAUCCCUUUCCGUCGUCACACAUUACGUUCCUCUUCUAUCCUCCACUCAUUUUGUCACCGCCAUCCGAAGCCGAAGCAUCGGGAGACAGGAUCCGGGUGGGGGACGGAAUGAUGGAUGAAUCGAGGGCGUUCUGGGUUCCGUCGCUGUCCGCGACGGCGAAGACGAUCGAUCGACACACGUGAUUUGUACUUGCCUUUCUCGGAACUGUGUACAGAUAUCUUGGAGUCUGCGUCCGUUUUGAGACCAGAAGGAAAGGAUCGAUUCGUGAUGCGCAAAGUACCUCAUAACUAGGACCGCUCGCUUCUCUGCUCUCUCCCAUCCAUCCGUCUCUCACCAACGCAAGCCAUGCCCGUCCAAUGCGCCCCGUCGGCACAUGCCCAGGCUGUGGUGCACCACCCGGGGCUCGGCGCGACGUUCUACGGGAUCCAGCAUCCCACUGCGCCGGCAAUUGAGCAGUUUAGAGGCAUCAAGUACGCAACGAUACCUGCGCGAUUUCGGCGCUCGCGGCUCUGGAACCGCUUUCCGCCUCAAGUCGACGCUUCGCGCUACGGGCCCGUGUGCCCGCAGCUGGGCAAGAAGAGCACCGAGGAGGAGCUGUUCAGUCUGGGAUGCACCGCCGACAUGAUUCCGCACCAGAGUCUCGAGCAGAACGAGUUCGAGUGUCUCAGUCUGAAUAUUACAUGCCCCGCUGGGCUGGAUGCGCAGUCGCGGAUCCCGGUUAUGCUCUGGGUGCAUGGUGGUGGCGAUAGGGGUUAUGGCUCCAGCUGGAUUUACGACGGCGCUUCCAUCGUGGGCAAGAGUGUAUCUCUCGGGAAACCCGUGAUGGUCGUGACUUUCAAUUUCCGCAUCGGUCUGUUUGGUUUCGCCGCCAGCCCGGCGCUUCUGGAGGACAACCGAGUAGCGGGGGAAUCCGGGGUUGGGAAUUACGGCAGGUCUUCUUUCGCGGCCGGGAACACCCGAGGGCUGACAUGGGAAACAGGACUGCACGAUCAGCGAACGGCGAUGGAAUGGGUGCAUCGAUACAUCGAAGGCUUCGGCGGCGAUCCAGACAACGUCACGCUCUUCGGCGAAUCAUCGGGUGGCUCAGACAUCCUCAGCCAUCUGCUAUCUAAGGCCAACGAACACGCUCCGAUGUUCCACCGCGCGAUCGUGCAGAGUGCGGUGGCGGACCACAACGCCCCCGACGUCCACACCGCCGGCUGGCACAUCUCGCGCGUCAUGUCGAUCCUGGACGUCUCCUCUGUCGAGCAACUGAGAGCGGUCAGUGCUGAAAAGCUCGUGAAGACCAGCGGAGGCUCGACUCUGCGCGCGGUCGAUGACGGGCACUUCUUCGUGCACGACUGGCGCUCGCACUACCAACCGGAAGAACGCCAUCGGCCGCGGCGCACGUCGCGCUCGCGCUCGCGGGCUCGGCCUCACCGCCACCAGCCGCUGAUCAUCGGGGACACCUGCACCGCCUCGCUCAUGUGGUCGCUCCCAGCUUCGCUAUGGACGUCCCACGCGGUCGUGCGGCGCUUGAACGCGAUCUGCCAGUCGGUCACCAAGGCCGCGGACCUGCUUUCGGCGUACGACAUCGGCGUCAACACGCCCGACGACGAGAUCGUCGACCGCGUGCUCGAGCUCGUCGGCGAUGCCCGGGUCUCGUGGCCGAUGGACUGCUUCGCCGCGCGCGCCAGGCACGGGCGCGGCGUCUGGCAGUACGUGUUCGACCAGGACGCGCCCGCGCGCAUCGGGCACAAAGCCGACCUCGCGUACCUCUUCGACACGCUGCCGCAGCCCGUCUCCCCCGCCGCCCUGGACACCGCGUCCGCCACCGGUGCGGUCGACUUCUGCGACUCGUUCGAUCUGGACGACGACGACGACCUGCACGACCGCAAGUUCGACUCGGACGAGGAGGACGAGGGCUGGAUCGACCCGCCCGUCGACGAGUGGGCGUACACCCGCGUGCGCGACAGCAUGCAGGAGCGCUGGAUCCACUUCGCCAACGGCCACGAGCCAUGGAAGCACGAUCACGUGUUUGUGUUUGGGCCGGAAGCGGAGGUCGGCGAGCGGUCGAGGCAUAUCUUUGAGGGGAGGCGGAGGAAGGCGGUGUGGCGUGAGGCACUGGAGCCGCUGGGCAUGUCGCUAGUGCAGAAAAUCGGGAUGGAACUCAGUCGGGGCCCGCCGUUAAAAGGGUCCGGCAAAUACUAG
Messenger RNA from Mycena citricolor, 2564 nucleotides. The record is from the annotation of a GenBank genome assembly. NCBI's taxonomy places the organism in Eukaryota, Fungi, Basidiomycota, Agaricomycetes, Agaricales, Mycenaceae.